Messenger RNA from Arthroderma uncinatum, 3192 nucleotides. RefSeq lists its product as uncharacterized. Lineage: Eukaryota; Fungi; Ascomycota; Eurotiomycetes; Onygenales; Arthrodermataceae. Bases 1 to 3192 code for a protein of 1063 amino acids. The record is from RefSeq and is a predicted model, not a curated record. Gene Ontology annotation, cellular component: MutLalpha complex. The transcript has 4 exons. Gene Ontology annotation, biological process: mismatch repair. Gene Ontology annotation, molecular function: ATP hydrolysis activity; ATP-dependent DNA damage sensor activity; ATP binding.
AUGGCAACAAUUAAGCCUAUCGAGGCUCGGUCGGUACAUCAAAUCCAGUCGGGUCAAGUCAUCGUUGACCUCUGUUCUGUGGUAAAGGAGUUAGUUGAGAAUAGUCUAGAUGCUGGAGCUACCUCUAUCGACGUGCGAUUCAAAAACAACGGCCUCGAUUUGAUAGAAAUCCAAGAUAAUGGUCACGGAAUCUCCCCCGAUAACUACGAGUCUCUGGCAUUGAAACAUUACACUUCCAAACUAUCCACCUUCGCUGACCUCACCUCCCUCCAAACCUUCGGCUUCCGCGGCGAAGCCCUAUCAUCACUAUGCGCCGUUUCAACUCUCAAGGUUGUUACAGCCGAAGCACACCAAGCUCCCAGAGCCUCAAAGCUGGAUUUUGAAUUUUCUGGAAAGCUCAAGAGUACGCAAGUGGUUGCUGGUCAGAAAGGGACUACCAUUUCUGUUGAAAACCUAUUCAAACCUCUGCCGGUUCGGCGGCGCGAAUUGGAGAAAAAUAUCAAAAGAGAAUAUGGAAAGGUCUUAGCCUUAUUACAUGCUUAUGCAUGUAUAAGUACCGGCGUCCGUUUUAACGUUAAAAAUCAGAUGUCAAAAGGGAAAAGCGCGGUGGUCUUUGCCACGAAAUCUAACCCCACAACGAGGGAGAAUAUUUCGAAUGUUUAUGGCGCGAAGACGCUUCUUGCCUUGAUGCCCCUUGACUUAGACCUAGAGUUUGAGCCGAGUUCAGCGGCUAAACGGUUCCAAGGCACAGGAGGAAAAUCCACUAACAAUAUAUUUGUUCAUGGCCACAUAUCUAAACCAAUAUUUGGGGAGGGAAGGCAAACACCUGAUCGCCAAAUGUUCUUUGCGAAUUCUCGGCCAUGUGGACUACCCCAGAUCGCGAAGGCCUUUAACGAGGUCUACAAAUCGUUCAAUUUAUCCCAAUCGCCGUUUAUUUUUGCGAACUUUGAAAUGGACACUGGUGCAUACGAUGUUAACGUCUCACCUGAUAAGCGAACCAUUUUACUGCAUGAUGCCGGCGCUCUAAUCGAAUCUUUAAAGGCAUCUCUUACUGAGCUAUUUGAAAAUCAAGACCAGACAGUUCCAGUUUCGCAGCUUGCGUCUAGCAAGCAAAAUGAGAUAAGGCCGAGAAAGGAAAGGACACCGCCAACUUCGGUUGAUGCAACGCAGGAUUUGGAGGAGCCAUCUGCUAUUGCAGGUUAUAGCCAGGGGUUAGGGCAGAACGAUGUUGUGGAACAUGAUGACCGGGAGACUGCUCAGACGCCUCAAUCAUCGAUGAAGGAAGCGCUCCAAAUGUUCGGCAGUGGCAGCAAAGACACUCAAACUCCUGAACAGACAAUCGAACACGACCCUGUUAUUCCCGAGUCUAGCGGCGUAUAUACCACACCCGGAAAUCCUUCUGAUAACAAAACUACGGAGAGUGAUAAAGGAUUAUCCCAGACACAAUCAACGCAGGAACAUCACAUCUCAAGUAGCCCCUCCUAUGGAACCCCGACCCACAAGCCCGGGGUGGUUCAGAAUGCCUUUGACCGAAUGCGAAUUAAUAGGCCUGCUGCAGAAAUGGCAACUAUCACGAUAGGGAACAAGACCUACCAAUCGACUAUCGGCAGAGAUCCUGUAAAACGGAGAUUAGAGAGUUAUCCAGGAUUGCAUAUGCACUCGCCAGCCUCGAAGACCAGAGCUAUAACUAUAAACAGGAGUAAGUUAAGCCGAAGCCUUCAGGCUUUUACCGCCCCAGGUACCCAACCCAACGAAGGUGAUCUGAGCGACGACGCCAUCGAGGACGAGAAUGGUGAGGAGGACGAGAAGGAUGUCAGCAUAGCAGGGUUAGAUGGUUCAAAUACCGAAGGGGAAGAGGAAGUUCAGGAUGAAGCUCCAGAAGGGGAUGACGAUGACGAGGAAGACAAUGCCAAUGAGCAUGAGGAGCACGAGGAGCAUGAAGAACGACAUGAGGUUCAAACGCUUCAGCACAGUCGAGAAUCCAGAUUAAAACGCGGUGACUCUCCUACCUCGGACUCCGAUGAAAGCUACAUUGAUGAUGAUGAAAGAAAGCACCGGGAAGACGCAAAGGUUGAUGAGCUAAUAAAAGCCGCGGAAAGCGCAUCAGCCGUCCCGUCAGAGAGGAAUAUCGAACGUGCAGAGAGAAUAGUUCGAAAACCUCGGAAGAAAGAUUCUACGCAUGAAUUGAUAUGCAAUGUGGAUACUUCCAUUGCGAACAUUGAGACCCAGAUCAAAACGCUUUAUGAAAGUAUCCAAUCUUUCAAAAAUGAACAUGUGGCUCACGGCCAAGAUGAGGCGGAUGAUGGUGACCAGCAGAUUGCGCCUGAAACGAAGUUGUCUCUGGCAGUAUCUAAAAAAGAUUUUGCUAAAAUGCGUAUAAUCGGACAAUUUAAUCUCGGCUUUAUCCUGGCGACAAGACCAGGUACCAAAAGAAAUGACGACCCUGCUUGUAUAGGGACUUCAGCCGAGCAAGACGAGCUGUUCAUCAUUGACCAACAUGCCUCUGAUGAGAAAUAUAACUUUGAACGACUCCAGGCUGAAACAACUGUGCAAAAUCAGAGGCUUGUUCAGCCAAAGUUACUCGACCUGACUGCCGUGGAAGAAGAAACCAUUAUCGAUAAUCUUGCAGCAUUGGAGAAGAAUGGAUUUAUCGUUGAAGUUGAUACAAGCGGUGACGAGCCCAUCGGUAGGCGAUGCAAGCUUAUCAGUCUACCGCUAAGCAAAGAAGUCGUUUUCAAUACCCGUGACUUGGAAGAGUUGAUUGUCUUGCUUGCUGAGUCGCCACAGCAUUCACAGGGUACUCCAGCGAAACGGUUAAGGAACGAAUUUGAUAGUGAUGCCGAAGGUGUUGGAGGUUCGGCUGCUGUCUCGUCUCCAUUCUCUGACCACCUCGUUCCACGCCCUAGCAAAGUGAGGAAAAUGUUUGCAAUGAGGGCCUGUCGAUCGAGUAUCAUGAUUGGAAAGAACCUUACUCAUCGACAGAUGGAGAAUGUGGUGAAACACAUGGGAAUGAUCGAUAAGCCAUGGAACUGUCCGCAUGGGCGGCCUACCAUGAGACAUCUAGUGAGCCUAGGACAGUGGAAUGAAUGGAGCGAAUGGAAUAGCCACGCAGAGCGUCGGUCUAUAGCUGGGAAGCGACCAAGGAGCAUAAAACAUAUAUGGGAGGAGUUUGUCGAAGAUUACAGCUCGUGA